This is a messenger RNA of Ochotona princeps (American pika), 948 nucleotides long. Its product is annotated as olfactory receptor 2M3-like. Gene Ontology annotation, cellular component: membrane. Gene Ontology annotation, molecular function: G protein-coupled receptor activity; olfactory receptor activity. Gene Ontology annotation, biological process: G protein-coupled receptor signaling pathway. Lineage: Eukaryota; Metazoa; Chordata; Mammalia; Lagomorpha; Ochotonidae. Bases 1 to 948 code for a protein of 315 amino acids. The record is from RefSeq and is a predicted model, not a curated record. The transcript has a single exon.
AUGUACUGGAAUAACAGGACCUUCAACUCUGACUUCAUUCUGCUGGGGAUCUUCGACCACAGCCCCACCCACACCUUCCUCUUCACACUCGUCCUGGCCAUCUUCUUGGUGGCCCUGAUGGGGAACUCGGCCAUGGUCCUCCUCAUCCGCGUGGACGCCCGGCUGCACACACCCAUGUACAUCCUGCUCAGCCAGCUCUCCCUCAUAGACCUUAUGCUCAUCUGCACCACUGUGCCCAAGAUGGCCUUCAACUACCUGUCCGGGAGGAGAACCAUCUCACUGGCCGGCUGUGGAACCCAGAUAUUCUUCUAUGUCUCACUGCUAGGAGUGGAAUGCUUCCUGUUGGCAGCCAUGUCCUAUGACCGCUAUGUGGCCAUUUGCCAGCCCUUGAGGUACCCGAUUCUCAUGAGCCACAAAGUGUGUGGGCUCCUGGCAGCUGCAUCCUGGCUGUUGGGCUACUCUGACGGCAUUACUGUCCUUGUGGUUGCGUUGUCCUUCCCGUACUGUGGUGCCCGGGAAAUAUCCCACUUCUUCUGUGAUGUCCCUUCUAUGCUCACACUCUCCUGCACCAGCACCUCGGACUUCGAAAGGCUGAUGUUCACCUGCUGUGUAGUCAUGCUCCUCUUGCCAGUUGUCAUCAUCAUCGCCUCUUACGUCCGGGUGAUUCUGGCUGUCCUUCGCAUGGGGUCUGGGGAAGGACGGCGCAAAGCCUUUGCCACCUGCUCCUCCCACCUAAUGGUGGUGGGAAUGUACUACGGGGCAGGCAUGUUCAUCUACAUGCAACCCAUUUCCCAUCAUUCUCCAACCGAGAACAAGAUGGUGUCAGCCUUCUACACCAUCCUCACCCCCAUGCUGAACCCCCUCAUCUACAGCCUGCGGAACAGGGAGGUGGCCAGGGCCUUCAUGAAGGUGCUUGGGAAGGGGAAGUUCGGUCAGCGGAUGGGCUGA